Messenger RNA from Betta splendens (Siamese fighting fish), 2028 nucleotides. RefSeq names its product ectonucleoside triphosphate diphosphohydrolase 1 (gene entpd1). Gene Ontology annotation, biological process: nucleoside diphosphate catabolic process. Gene Ontology annotation, molecular function: UDP phosphatase activity; GDP phosphatase activity. The record is from RefSeq and is a predicted model, not a curated record. Bases 215 to 1702 code for a protein of 495 amino acids. The transcript has 10 exons. NCBI's taxonomy places the organism in Eukaryota, Metazoa, Chordata, Actinopteri, Anabantiformes, Osphronemidae. Gene Ontology annotation, cellular component: plasma membrane.
GGCAAAGAGGGGAGUGGGCUGAGCCAGAGGGAGGAGGGAAGCUCCUAUCUCCUAAUAAAGCGAGUGCAUGUGAAAGGAGGUGCUGAGAAACGUUAGACUGAGCAGAGAGCUGCUGCGUUGCUGGAGAGAGAGAGCGAGAGAGGAACAGAGAGAGAGAGAGGAAGAGAGAGGCAAAGAAUAGAAAGAGCAUUGUUUUACUGCUGAAAAAGAACCCAUGUCUGCACAAAGAGAGAUGAAAGAGAAGAACCCCUGGCCUGUGACCAUCAUCAUCAUUGUGAUUGGUGUCAUAGUGAUUGUUGCCUUGGUGACGGUAGCGGUUUUGCAGAAUAUGCCCCUCUCCCAAAAGUACAAGUAUGGGAUCGUGCUGGACGCUGGAUCCUCCCACACGGCGCUUUAUAUCUACGAGUGGCCGGCGGAGAAGGAUAACAACACUGGACGAGUUCAACAGACACACGUCUGCAAAGUCCAAGGUCCAGGUAUUUCCUCCUAUGCAUCGGAACCCUGGAAAGCGGGGGAGUCUCUGAUGGCAUGCAUGCAGGAGGCCCAGCAGCGGGUGCCCGGCAAAAGACAUCUGGAGACCCCUCUUUACCUGGGGGCAACUGCAGGAAUGAGAUUACUCAACAUGGAGAACAGCUCGGCGUCGGAUGCCGUCUUUCGGGCCGUGGAGCGGAGCCUGCACACGUUCCCCUUUAACUUUCAGGGAGCUCGAAUCCUGAGCGGCCAGGAGGAGGGCGCCUUCGGCUGGGUCACCGUCAACUACCUGGCGGAUCGUCUUGAACAGGGCUUGGAAACCACAGGUGCUCUUGAUCUGGGCGGGGCCUCCACCCAGAUUAGCUUCGUAUCCAGUAAUUACGAUGGAUCGGAGUCGCCGAGCAACUCUGUCACCUUCCGGCUCUACGGAAACAACUACAACCUGUACACCAACAGCUUCUUGUGCUACGGCAAAGACCAGGCGAUGAAACUGCUGCUAGCACAGCAGACCCUGUUAGCUCCAAAAACAAUAGUAGAUCCCUGUUUCCACCCCGGCUACAGCGAAGCCGUGUCCUACUCAGGCCUCUACGACAGCCCCUGCGUGUCGAACAGGAAACCCCAGGGAGCUCCUGAAGCCUUCAAUCACACAGGGAGCGGAAACUUCCUACAAUGCCAGGACGUCGUCAAAAGUAUCUUCAACUUUACAUACUGCAAAUACAGCCACUGCUCUUUUAACGGGGUCUUCCAGCCGCUCUUGCAGGGGCAUUUUGGGGCAUUCUCUGCUUACUACUUUGUCAUGGACUUCCUGAACCUGACUGACACAUCCAUCCCUCUGACAAAGGUCAAGGAAGUCAUAUCGAGCUACUGCGCUACCCCUUGGGAUGAGGUAAAACGACAGCAUCCUGGUGUCAAAGUGAAGUACCUGGCUGAGUAUUGUUUUGCUGGAGCAUACAUCCUCACGCUGCUGACAGAAGGGUACAACUUCACCUCAGACAGCUACACCCAAAUAGAGUUCAUAAAGAAGAUAAAAGGCAGUGACGCAGGCUGGACGCUGGGCUACAUGCUGAACCUGACCAACAUGAUCCCAGCGGAGGCUCCCGACUCUCCCCCGCUGCCCUACGCGGGCUACGUCUCCUUCGUCACCGUCAUGGCCGUGCUCCUCUUCGUCCUCGUCAUCGUCAGCACGCGGCGCUUCUGGCUUCGCUGCUCCAAGCGGCCGCAGAUCGUGUAAACAUACGCUGUGUGAGUGUGCGGCGAUGAGGGAAUGCUGUGAGUUUGUGAAGGUGCUGGAACAGGCAACCUUUCCGUUUUUCCGGCCGUCGUGGAGAGGUCAAAGGUCAACACCUGCUGCACAUCAACCGUCACGCAGCUUAUGAACUCAAGGACAUUUCUCUUGCAGAGGAUGGAGCUCUGCUGUCAGGUUGAAGGACAGAUCCUGUUUGUGUGUUUGAGCUUGAAUGUUGAAAUAGAGUGAACAUCUGUGUGAUGUAUGCACGUCUGUCUGCAUGUCUGUUAAAUGUAUAUGAUCAUGUACAAAUAAAAUAUCUCCUGUUUACA